AAUUGAUUUGAAACAAUUCAAAUUGUCUUGCGCGAGUUUUUGGCGAUGCCCCCCGCUCAUCCGGGGUGUAGCGACCACGUGGUGUCAGCGCGGAGGGGGGUGUGUGAUCGAACUUGGCUGGCUGGGAAAAAUGGUUCAACCUACCCAGGCAUAACUCUGCGCCACCUAACGCGUGUGCGGUAUAAAAGCAAACGGUCGGCAGAUUGUCGUCUCAUUACGCCAGCUGUGGUGUAACAUCCCGGAUCGUGGCUAGUGGGUUCCUUUCGGAGUUAGUGUCGCCAGCAGUGGUAGCAGCAGCAGCAGCCGGCAGGACAUACCUCUCAACCUCUUCUUCUAUCAAACCACCGCUAAACCGAAAUUUUUCGCCGUAGUUUGUGUCAUUGUGCUGAGUGCCGGAAAGUGUCGGAAGUUCCCAGGGAGAGGGCCGUUAAAAACAAAACCUUCGAGUAGUUUCCAACGUGUCUCUAAAGUGUCGCCUCGCAAAGUGAGCCAUACUUCGGCGCGAUAAUGUCCUACAUUGGCAACACAUCCGAUGUGGAGCAGGAGAAGAACCUGUCCGAAUACCGGCGGCAGCGCAGCUCCAGCAACCUGAUGCCGUCCGGCGCCAAGCAAACGGUCGGCAGCCCGAAAAUGUCGGACGUCCUGUGGAACGACAAGCGGGCGGCCAGCCGGGCCGUCAACGCGUCCGACGACGACGACUCGGAGGUGUCGGACAGCGAGAACUUCCUCGCCAAGGGCGCGUUCCUGCUGACGCCCUCGCACGAGCUCUCGAUGGACCGGGCCGCGCUGAUCUGCGAGAAGAUGAACUUCAAGGGCUGCUUCAGCCUGACGAAAACCGCCACCGGGAUACUGUUCAAGUUUUCCAACCCGGAGGACUACCAGGCGGUGUUCAAGAAGGGCUUCCAUAAGGUGACCGGCGCCCGGUUCUACAAAAAGAUUGCCAUCCCCUGCCGGCCGCAGAAAACGUUCAUGCUGUACGUAUUCGACGUGCCGGAGGACCUGCCGGAGGAAGACAUCCGGCACUCGCUGUACCGCUUCAACUCGGUGGUCGAGGUGGUCCGGCUGGUCGUGCAGUAUCAGAAGCCCGCGAUCCAGCCGGAUCCCGGUCAGAUGCACGCGACCGCUACCGGUGCGUCCCAAACGAAGCCCCAGGUGCCAAAGCUGCCGACUACCAAGCCGAUCGACGAGCAGGACGUGGCGCUGCAGAAAGAGUCGCCACCGCCCCCGAUCCGCAUCACGCUCGCCUCGCUCGAGGAGUACAAUCACCUACUGCAGAACGGGCUGGACUUUUACGGGGCGACCUUCUUCCCUACCGAGGCCCAGCUACCACCGCACGCGGCCAAGAUUGCCACCAAACGGGGCACGCGUAUGAUCGACGGUAGCAUUCCUGGGCGUGUGCGCGAGCUGCUGCCCGUGUUUGACGCGGCGGGAUUUAGCAAAAUUCCGCCCCCGGCUUCGAAAACAAUUAAACCGCGCCCAUAAACCGUAGUCCCUCCCCCGCGCCCGCAAGACCCACAGCCAGUCCAGGCCCCAGCGUGACCGAGAAAAAUCAUCAUCAUCGUCAUCAUCGUCAUCAUCAUUAUCAUCCAUCUUCUGCUUCCCACCAUCCUAUCGUUCAUCUUAUUUGCGAACGCAUCUUGUCGCGCAGACCAACAAUGCACGCAUUGCUUCCGCCUGGUGUGCACCGCUCCUCCCCGCGCCAAGAAUCCCCAAUCAACCCCGCACCACACACGCUCGCUGCUCGUUGGGGGCGCGCAACCAUACGUGACCGUGGGAUGGUUCCGCUACGCGUGAUUAGUUCGCCCGCCGAUCGGGAAAAAUGGCCCGCGGAUCCACCGCCAUAAAUCUGUCCGAAAUCAUCUGCCCAAUCUCCAAAGCGCGCCACUGCGGUGUGCAACCGACCGUGCUCAUCUAAUCACUGUUUGUUUUUCUCCCGUGUCGCGCAACUGCGUCUGGCGAAUUUAAAUCCCGUAACACACACACACACACACACACAUCACACACAAACACAUACACCUACGACAUAUUGAUCCGCCUAGCACACAUUUAAGCGUAUUAGCAAACAAAACAAUCGCUUUUGUUCCUAUUAUGUAUGAAGCUGCUAGCAGCCUUCCGGUGCCUCGCGGCAGUUGAUGUCAAGCGCAUGGAUUCGUCUGAUCUGAUUCCACAUCCGUUUUUUUAUAUUUUAUCAUAGUGUUUUUUGUUUCCUUCCUCCCUCGAGCGGCUGUUCGUUGGAAGGGAGCAGGAGAGAGAAAAAAACAAAGGUUUCCAAUAAAAUUUUCCAUCUUUCGUCACAGCACAAA
Molecule: messenger RNA, 2303 nt
Organism: Anopheles arabiensis
Lineage: Eukaryota; Metazoa; Arthropoda; Insecta; Diptera; Culicidae
Exons: 3
Coding region: 508-1482 (324 amino acids)
Source: RefSeq, a predicted model, not a curated record